This is a messenger RNA of Physcomitrium patens, 1560 nucleotides long. RefSeq lists its product as uncharacterized. Gene Ontology annotation, cellular component: checkpoint clamp complex; nucleus. Lineage: Eukaryota; Viridiplantae; Streptophyta; Bryopsida; Funariales; Funariaceae. The record is from RefSeq and is a predicted model, not a curated record. Gene Ontology annotation, biological process: DNA damage checkpoint signaling; DNA repair.
GCCGCAGUGAAGAGCGUCGCCGAGAUCGAGUAACGAUGAUCUGUGCUGCGUCACAGAGAAGCUGCUGGUCCUACAAUUCUGAUCGUAAAGGCGUUGCCUGCAAACACGCUCUUCCAUCAUAUUCCGUUCUCGUGUCUUUGUUUCCUUGGCAAGGAGUAGCGAUUACUGCCAGAAAAGAUUUAGAAGCAAUUUGUGGGGAGAGAAUGGCAAGUGAUCUCUAAUGCCCACAAAUCGUUGUGUACAAGUGGUGGAGUAGAGGAGAAUUUCCAGCACACUGCACGGAUUCGUUGCAGAUGGACAAAUGUCGCUGGUUGUGGCGCCAGCUUGAUAGUGCCGGAGACUAUUACGUACUACUCUAGUGCGGCAAAAACACCAGCUCGUGAUCGUGAGCUCCUUGCCAUGGAUGCUUCGAAUCCCUUCGACUUGCGCUGCUUGCUGGACAAUGUGCAGGGCAUGGUGGAUGCCUUGACCUGCUUGCGUUGGAAGAAGCAGCAGGACUCAAUUGUCGAGCUGUCGGAUCAUGGUUUGGUAAUUACGGUGGAGGAGCGGGGUUGUCUGCAGGCGCGGGUGUACUUCCGGAAAGAGCUAUUCCGAGAAUAUGCAUAUCAAGCAGAAGUAAGACCAAAAUUUGGGAUCAGUUUGGGCCUCUUGAUCGAUUCCCUCAAUACUUUCACUUCUUCCACUCGCGCUGCUGCCCUCGAGCUAAGCUAUCCGGGGCCUGACAUGCAAAUGAUAUUCAAAUUGGUGGAUGCAAACGACUCCUGUAUAUACGCAGAAAUGCGCACACGUAUUCCUGACCAAAUUCCUCAUGAUUAUGUCAUUGAGGAUGACGGGGGUACUCCAAUUUCCUUUGCAGUGAAGUCCGCAGCAUUAAAGGAAGCUCUUGAUGACCUGGAGUGGCCAGGUUCGAGUAUUGAAAUUACAGUCUCUCCAGUACCUCCGAGGGUGACCUUCAGGGGUGAUGGGCAUGGAGACCUACAGAUUGAGUUUCCUUACGACAGACAACGAGAUCUUUUCAUAGCCUUCAAUUGCCAGCGUGAAAUCUCUUACAGGUACAAGUACAAGUUCCUGAAAGCAACUACCUCUCAAAUCCCAGUGAGCAUUUUGAAAGAUAAUCGCGGCAGCAAGCUAACAUUCGGUACUAAUGGCCUUCUUAAAGUUCAGCAUCUCAUUUCUGUGAAACCUUCACCUACUCCGCACCAACACUAUUAUGACCCGUCACAAGCCCAGGCUCGAGUUUCCUAUAUAGAGUUCUAUGUGCUGCCUGAUGUAGACAGUGACGACCCAUGAAAGAAUCGACUUAUGCGGACGUGUAGUUAGCAGGCUUGUAUAUGUACAAUAUUGAGUUCAACACCGAAUGACAAUCAUUGUACAGUAAUGAACUGUCAAGGUUUCCAAACCUCAGUCAGGUACAAGGUUCUUAUGUGAUAGUUUUCGUUUGCUUGUAAUUGUUGAUCAACAAAUGUGCCACGAAAGUUGCCACAUGUCCUCUUUGCGAAAUAUUAGAGUCAUGGAGUGCCAUAUUGCUGUCAUGCACGCCUGCUAACUUCACACGGCGAA